This is a messenger RNA of Solanum verrucosum, 2808 nucleotides long. RefSeq lists its product as uncharacterized. Lineage: Eukaryota; Viridiplantae; Streptophyta; Magnoliopsida; Solanales; Solanaceae. Gene Ontology annotation, molecular function: metalloexopeptidase activity. Gene Ontology annotation, biological process: proteolysis. The coding region runs from base 30 to 2648 and encodes 872 amino acids. The record is from RefSeq and is a predicted model, not a curated record. The transcript has 21 exons.
AGUGAAGUGAGAAAUAGAGAAGAAGAGUAAUGGCGUGGAGACUGAACUCGGGUGAUAUAGCCGGAUUCAAAAUUCUAUUUAGUCUGGGGAUUUUGUACGGAUUGAUAUCGGUCCUUGUAUACUCCAUCAUUCACAUGAAGUUCAUCACACCUCUUCCCAUGGACGCUCCUCCUGAUCGGUUCUCUGAGGCCAGAGCUAUUGAGCAUGUCAGCGUCUUAUCAAAGGAUAUCGGAGGUCGCCAGCAAGGGCGUCAAGGUCUGAGACUAGCGGCGAAAUAUAUUAUGACACAGUUGGAACUGAUGAAGGAGCGAGCUCAACCUGGUAUUAGAAUAGAGAUAGAAGAGACCAUUGUUAAUGGCUCAUUCAACAUGUUCUUUUUACGGCAUAGCAUCUCUCUGGCUUAUAGAAAUCAUACAAAUAUUAUUAUGAGAAUCUCAUCAGUGGAUUCAGGAGAAAAUGAUUCUGCAGUUUUGAUAAAUGGCCAUUUCGAUACUCCACCUGGUUCUCCAGGAGCUGGUGAUUGUGGUUCUUGUGUUGCAUCGAUACUCGAGCUAGCCAGACUCUCUGUUGAUUCCGGCUGGAUUCCACCUAGACCAGUAAUAUUUCUAUUUAAUGGAGCUGAAGAACUGUUUAUGCUGGGUUCGCACGGUUUCAUAACUACACAUAGAUGGAAUGAGACGAUUGGAGCAUUUAUAGAUGUUGAAGCUUCUGGGACUGGAGGCCUCGAUUUGGUUUGCCAAUCUGGACCUGGGUCCUGGCCUUCAUAUGUUUAUGCUCAAUCAGCACUCUAUCCUAUGGCAAAUAGUGCAGCUCAGGAUCUCUUUGGUAUAAUUCCUGGUGAUACAGACUACAGAAUGUUUGCCCAAGAUUUUGGCGAUAUUCCUGGCCUGGAUAUCAUCUUCCUCCUUGGGGGUUAUUUUUAUCAUACCGCAUCUGAUACUGUUGAAAGACUAUUACCUGGAAGCAUCCAAGCACGUGGAGACAAUUUAUUAAGAAUAAUCAAAGCCUUCACCAACUCAUCUAACCUGCAAAAUGCACAUCAAAGGAGAUUAAGAUCUGCUGUCAAUAGAUCUGACAAUGAACGUGCAGUUUUCUUUGAUUACUUGUCAUGUUUCUUGGUAUACUAUUCACGAAAGCAAGCUAUGUUUCUUCAUAGUUUACCUGUUGUCAUCUUUUUUCUUGUGCCACUUCUCCUACGCUUUCCAACUUGGGGACUGACCUGUUGUUUUGCAACCUUUUAUGAUUUUCUUAAAGGAAUGUUAUGUCAUGCUUUUGCAAUUUUGCUAGCAAUUGUUUUUCCAGUUGCCUUUGCUGUCAUAAGACUGCUGUUUUCUGGUCAGUCAAUGAGCUGGUUUUCUACACCAUAUUUGGCAUUCAUGAUGUUUGUACCUAGUUCACUUGCUGGGAUGUUGAUUCCAAGAAUGCUCUGGAAAAGCUUCCCUCUGACUCAAGAUGUUUCUAUCCUGAAGUUGUCAAAAGAGGAACUAGUUACUGAAGCUAGAUUUUGGGGAGCAUUUGGGUUGUAUUCGAUUUUAACAUUGGCUUACCUUGCUGCUGGGCUGAGUGGAGGUUUCUUGACAUUUGUAAUGUCAGCAUUCAUGCUUCUUGCUUGGAUUUCCUUUCGCCUGUCUAUGAAGUCCUUUGUUGUCGGAUCAUUUAGGUCAACUGCAUGUUAUGUGAUCCCUCUCAUUCCUUGUGUUAUGUACACGGUGUAUUUUGGCGGAUUUCUUGUUGCUUUUGUGAUUGAAAAAAUGGGCAUGACAGGCUCACUUCCCCCACCUUUUGGGUACUUCAUUCCUGAUGUUAUAGUGGCAGCAAUUAUUGGACUGGUGACUAGUUGGUCUGUUGGACCUAUUUUGCCUGUUGUGAGCCACUGGUUAGCCAGGUCAUCUAUACUGCAUUUUUUGCUACACAGCAGCAUUCUCGCUUUGGCUCUUUCAUCACAAUUCUUUCCGUACAGUACCGAUGCACCUAAAAGAGUUAUAUUCCAGCAUACCAUCCGAAAUGCAGGUGCCAGUAAAAUUAUGGAAACUACCUAUGAUUUUGCCGUUGUUGACUCCAACACUCUGCCUUUCGUUUUCAAGCAUGCCUCUGAAGUGGCCAACACACUGCACAUUAAUACAGAAUUAUCCUUUGAUGCUGUCAAGCAGUCUCAUCAAGAGGAGUGGAUGGGGAUCUUUCCAAUAUCUUCGCUGUUUUCAAGAUGCAUGAAGUUUCCUGCAAAAGGAUCAGAUGUCUCGGCUGAAUACAAUCAUUUCCCACAUCUAACGACUAAUAAGCCACAAGAGAGUUUGAGUGGGGGUUCCCGUAGGAUCUACUUGGAGUUCUCCCUCGGUUCCUUGAAGGAAGUGUGGGUUGCAGUCCUCAAUAUUACUGGUUCGCUAUCCAGCUGGUCAUUUGCAGAUAACAUUCUUCCAGUUCCUGAGAAGACUGGUAAUGGUCCGCCAUCAUAUAUAUGUAGAUUAAGUGGUGCAGGCGAUAAAAACUGGACCUUUUGGUUGGAGACAAACAGUUCUGAGGCCAUUAAGAUUGAUGUGGCUGUAGUGGACCAGUAUCUGACAGAGUCUGCUGCUAAAUUGAAAGCCCUUUUUCCAGAUUGGGUGGAUGUGACUGCAUUCUCUAGUUUUAUAUCUACCUAUGUUUUCUGAGUUGUUCAAAGGGCAGAGCCUCGUUAAUUCUUUAUUACCAAAAAUAUGGUUUGUGUAGUAGACCUUUUAAAUUACUAGACUUCCUUUCUUUUUUCUUUUAAUAAACUUAUUGGCAAUGUGUUGGAGUCAAUUCCUUAAAUGGUAACUGAACUUGUAGUAA